Molecule: messenger RNA, 6012 nt
Organism: Melozone crissalis (California towhee)
Lineage: Eukaryota; Metazoa; Chordata; Aves; Passeriformes; Passerellidae
Gene: WWP1
Product: WW domain containing E3 ubiquitin protein ligase 1
Exons: 24
Coding region: 177-2954 (925 amino acids)
Biological process (GO): ubiquitin-dependent protein catabolic process
Molecular function (GO): protein binding; ubiquitin protein ligase activity
Source: RefSeq, a predicted model, not a curated record
GCCGCUGUGAGAUGGCAUCAUUCUGCGCGGCGGCGGCGGCGGAGCGCGGCGCGGAGGGGUGAGGAGCCGCCGCGGCGGCGAGGAAGCGAAGAAGAAGCAGAGAAAGGUGGAAGGAAGGAGAAGGAGGCGGCAGCAGCUGUGAGGCUGCGAGCACGGCUGAAGCCUAAACCUCUGACAUGGCCACAGCCUCACCAAGAUCUGAUACAAGUCACAACUGUAAUGGAAGAUUACAGAUGCAAGUAACAGUUUCUAGUGCCAAACUGAAACGGAAAAAGAAUUGGUUUGGAACAACUUUCUACACGGAAUUAACCGCAGAUGGAGAAAUUAAGAAAACAGCAAAAUCAAGUAGUUCUUCAAAUCCCAAAUGGGAUGAGCAGCUGACAGUGCAUGUGACUCCACAGACUACGCUGGAAUUUAGAGUGUGGAGCCAUCACACUUUAAAAGCAGAUGCUUUAUUAGGAAGAGCCACUGUAGACUUGAGACAAGCUUUGGAAGUACACAAUAGAAAAUUGGAGAAGGUGAAAGAACAGUUGAAACUCUCUUUGGAAAACAAGAGUGGCAUGGUGCAAACAGGUGAACUGACUGUUGUGCUAGAUGGUUUGGUUGUUGAACAAGAAUCUCUUACAAAUCUCAGUUCAUCAGCAACCAUAGAAGUUCAGCAAAAUGGCGAGGCUGUACAUGAAAACAGAGAUGCUUCAGCAAGAAGUUCAUCCAGAUCUGCUUGUGACAUUUCUAAUGGGAUAGACAAUCAAGUACCUUCCAGCUCUGCAAUACAGAAUACGUUCAGUGUGGAAGCUGUUAAUGGAGACAGCACACCAUCUCCUAAUCAUGUUGCAGCCAGACCCAAAAAUACACCAGUACCAAAACCACUUGAAGCUCAGCCUGUCGACAGCACUGUUAAUGGUGAGUCAUCUGCCUCUGCACCUGAAGCUGGCAAUUCUUCUAUCUCCGAGGCUCCGACGGGUUCAGAUGAAGCUCCUGUGUCUUCAGCAGAUUGCACUAAUGAUACAGCAGAACCUCAGUCAGCAACAGAAGCAACUAGUUGUUCUGAAAGCCACACUUCUGCAUUACCUGUUGUGUCUGCUGGAGUAGAACCUGCAGCUGCCCCAGAGUGUGCUCAGCCUAGUGCUCGGAGCAGCGCAGCAGCAGAUGCGGCAAAGCCGAGGGAAUCCUCCUCCACGCCAAGUGCGUCUGCAGAACCUGUGAGACAGCAGCCUGGUAGUGCCAGUACAGAACCUCUGCCACCCGGGUGGGAGCAAAGAAAGGAUCCUCAUGGUAGAACCUAUUACGUUGAUCACAACACACGAACUACAACAUGGGAAAGACCACAGCCCUUACCUCCUGGCUGGGAAAGGAGAGUUGAUGAUCGUGGGAGAGUUUACUAUGUGGACCACAACACCAGAACGACAACGUGGCAGCGACCAACAAUGGAGUCAGUGAGGAACUUUGAGCAAUGGCAAUCGCAACGGAAUCAACUGCAGGGAGCUAUGCAACAAUUCAACCAACGAUACCUCUAUUCGGCUUCGAUGUUGUCAGCAGAAAAUGAUCCACUUGGGCCUUUACCACCAGGCUGGGAAAGAAGAGUGGAUUCAAAUGAUAGGGUGUAUUUUGUAAAUCAUAACACAAAGACAACACAGUGGGAGGACCCUCGAACUCAAGGUUUACAAAAUGAGGACCCUCUUCCAGAGGGCUGGGAAAUCAGAUAUACCAGAGAAGGUGUCAGAUACUUUGUUGAUCACAAUACGAGAACCACCACCUUCAAUGAUCCUCGUACUGGGAAAUCUUCUGUAAAUAAAGGGCCACAGAUUGCUUAUGAGCGUAGCUUUAGGUGGAAACUUGCUCAUUUCCGUUACUUGUGUCAGUCCAAUGCACUGCCAAGUCAUGUGAAAAUCAAUGUAUCCAGACAGACUUUGUUUGAGGAUUCCUUCCAGCAAAUUAUGGCAUUAAAGCCCUAUGAUUUGAGGAGAAGAUUAUAUGUUAUAUUUAGAGGAGAAGAAGGAUUGGAUUACGGUGGCUUGGCAAGAGAAUGGUUUUUCUUGCUUUCCCAUGAAGUACUGAACCCUAUGUACUGCCUAUUUGAAUAUGCUGGCAAGAGCAACUAUUGCCUGCAGAUAAAUCCAGCAUCAACAAUCAAUCCUGACCAUCUUUCAUAUUUCUGUUUCAUUGGGCGCUUUAUUGCCAUGGCAUUGUUUCAUGGGAAAUUUAUUGACACUGGUUUUUCUCUGCCUUUCUACAAACGAAUGCUGAGCAAAAAGCUUACUAUUAAAGACCUGGAAUCUAUUGAUACUGAAUUUUACAACUCCCUAAUAUGGAUAAGGGAUAAUAACAUUGAGGAGUGUAACUUGGAAAUGUACUUCUGUGUGGAUAUGGAGCUCUUAGGGAAAGUAACCUCACAUGAGCUGAAAUCAGGAGGUUCAAAUAUCUUGGUAACUGAGGAGAACAAAGAAGAAUAUAUUGGGCUAAUGGCAGAGUGGCGAUUUUCUCGGGGAGUUAGAGAACAAACCAAAGCUUUUCUUGAUGGUUUUAAUGAAGUAGUUCCUCUACAAUGGCUACAUUAUUUUGAUGAAAAAGAACUGGAGGUUAUGCUCUGUGGUAUGCAAGAAGUAGAUUUAGCAGACUGGCAGAGGAACACUGUUUAUCGUCAUUACACGAGGAAUAGCAAGCAGAUCAUAUGGUUCUGGCAGUUUGUAAAAGAAACAGACAACGAGGUUCGCAUGCGACUUCUGCAGUUUGUCACUGGCACUUGCAGAUUACCACUGGGUGGAUUUGCUGAACUUAUGGGAAGUAAUGGUCCUCAGAAAUUCUGCAUUGAAAAAGUUGGUAAGGAAACCUGGUUACCAAGAAGUCACACUUGUUUUAAUCGUUUGGAUUUGCCACCAUAUAAAAGCUAUGAACAACUAAAAGAGAAGUUGCUCUUUGCCAUUGAAGAAACGGAGGGAUUUGGACAAGAGUAGAAGUGACUUCUAGUCAAAAAGGAUAUCUUGAAUAAUAAAAGGCCCAGCCAACUAAAAUUGCACACCUUAUUGUAUAUAAGCUUUUUGUUCUGUACAGUGAUCUUUCUGGAACUCUAAAAGUUUAAUUGUUCUCUGUUCUUCCACAAAUAUAUGCAAAACAGUUCAGCCUUUUCUACUUUUAUUUAUUGCCCUUUCAAAAGACCAGAAAAACCCCUCCAUAAAUUUUGAAAGCAGACAAGAGACUUAUUUAAAAUAUAUAUAUAUAAAAAUAUAACUAUAUAUACUAAUGGGCUCUAGUUUUAUAGAGCUUUAAGUGUAUGAAAAGUUGCAGCCAUUUAAAAGGGCCUGGAUUUGCUUUAUCUUGGCUUUAUCAUUCAGAAAAAUGUUUAAACUGCUCAGUGUUCUCUAAAGAAACAUCUCCAAGUUUGUUUUACUGCAUGGCUGUUCUAAAAGGUGUUAAAGGCUUAGGCCAAAUGUAUCCUCAAUAUGUAGAAAGAUGCUGCUGGUAUUUGAGACGACAGAAUCUGUUCUUCUGUCAGUUUAAUUUUUUAAAUACAUAAAUAGCUGAUAUAUCCCUCUCUACUGAUGUAGCCAAGGUCAUGAAUAAAGCCUUUACUACUUGCACAAGAGUCAUGUACAAUGAGAUGAAUGUGAUUUAAUGUUGAAAGGAAUUGGUGCCACUGUUCUGACUUACUGCAGGAGCUGAACAGAGUAUUUUAACUCAUUUGAGCAGCAUUGAAAUUUGUUUACAUAGUACCUUGGGUUAUUACCACGAGGAUGUUAGGUAAUCUUCAAAGAAAAAAUAAUAAAAGAGAAAAUACUACCCAUUCUCUUCUUGGUCUGGUGUCUCGCAGGCUUUUUUUUUUUAAAUUUGGUUUUGUUUUGUUUGGUUUCCCUUUUCAAUCUGUGAUGUCCUUUUUAUAACUUUGUAGAGUUAUGUUAAUGUAAACUGAGCUAUAAGGGUAUAGAAAAGGAAAUGUGAAUUUUGCUGCUUCGGUGUUCUUGUUCAGUUUCAGAUACUGGAUUUAGUAAACUCAAAUAAAAUGCAAGUUACUUAAGCUUUGCACAGAUAAAAAUAUUAUUUAGUAUUAAAUACUCUCAUUUCUCUAAAAUUCUUAACUGAAAUUUAGAUGUAUUUGAAUAAAGUACAUCUAAAACCUGUCAUCCUUUUAUGUAGAUCAAGUUUGUCCUAAGUGCACAAUAAUAUAAAAACAUUUUAAAAUUAGUUUUAUUGGCAUUUUAUUGGCAUAUAUUUGCUGAACUGCAAAGACAUGUUUAAAAAAAUACUAAAAUUUAACACCUUAUUCAUGUGAAUUAUAUUAAAUGCUACUUUUAGCAAACUGUGCUUCCUUAUUAUAGAGUAAAAAUGUGUUUUAAAUCACCAUUUGUAAUAAGCUUUAAAUAUUACCUGUAAAUUCCAUUACAUUUAAAUGACACAGAAUUUUGUACACACAUGAUUUUAGAAUAUGAUUCAACACACUUGUGUUAACAUAUCAUAUUGCACUGUUAAAAGUGUACAUGCAGAAAAAACCAGCUAUAUCUGUUCAUGUAUCUUUCCAAUGCAGCAGCUGAAUUCUGCCAAAAGUUUAUUUUUCUACACAUUGGAUUGUCUCAAGGCUUUGUAUUCAAUAUGCACAGCUUACCCUGGAGCUGUAGCUGUGCAGAGCUCUGGUCACAGCAGUGGUGCAGCGGGCCCAGACAGACUGCUGUCUUACAUUAACUUUUCUGUAAGAGCUUCAGACAUUUCCACCAGUUUGAGGGUUUUUCAUACACCACCAAAUAUCUUUUGCAAAACCAUUUUUAUAUAGCACUAAAUUCAUUUGAAGUGCAAAUCCACGUAAAUUAUCACUUAUGCUGGUCAGAAUGGAGGAAGUUUAAGAAAACAAACCAAGAAGGUCAAAGGCCAGGCACCAGAGUGUGUGUGUCACUUGCCUAAAAGACAAGGAGGGCUAAAUGUCACAGUUAAUGAAUUUGCACUAAUGAAUGACUUGGUGACCCACUACCAACUGCUGAAUUUUGUGAAUCUGUGAACGAAAUAAAAAAGACAGCACACCACAAGAAUGUAGUUGUUUUAUUGUUUUGGUAACUUCAGCUGUCUCAUACCUGCAGUGGUUUUUCCUGGGGGUAAGGAUUAGUAAUCAUAAAAAACCAAAUCCAGUAGCUUUCUGUCCCUAUGUAUGACCUGUGAAUUGGUGUCAAGGGCCUGACUGAAAGAAUGACUGGAGAAAAAGAAAGCAAAAUAAUAUACCUGUGUGCAUGUGUGUACAGUACUGGCAUUUUCAGGGAAUUUCAGAUAGACUGUGAUGUAUUUUUUUCUUUUCCCACUUGAAUUCCCCAUAUUUCACCUAUACUUGGGGAGAGUGAGUAAGACAGCAAAAAGAGGGAAGGCAGCAAUGGUUGGAGAUCAGACCAGGGAAGUAAUACGACUUGAAGGAGCUGUUGUGUAGUUUAUGGGUUUUGUUGUUUCCUUUCUUUCUGCAACCGAGCUGCUUUUCACUACACACUUCACAGCUAUUACUUUGGAUAUUCUUCCUUUGUGCAGCAGUAGAAAAGGCACCUAAAUAAAGAUGCCUCUGCCACAAAGCUACUGGAAGCAACUAUGCAGAUGUUUUGGUAGAAUAUGAAUGCAGAAAAUUCUCUCUCAAACACUCUAUCACCCACCCUGAGACACUGUAACAUAGAGGACUUCAUUAUGAUGCUCUACUAAUAGAAAAAUAAUAGUUACUUUAUGGUAGUUGGGAAAACCCUGUUUUAACUGUAGUUUUGUGGCAUCAGGCCCCAGAUUCUCUCUCAAUCAUGAAAUUUUACUACUGACUUAGCUUGGUUUGUUAGUCUAAGCAAUUUAUGCUGUUCUUCAUCUUACUCCUGGAAUUACAAUACCCUUUCCUAGUAUAGCAAAUACUAGGUAUUUUCUAGUAAUUUUAUUUUUAGGCUGUUCUAUUGAGAAUACCACAUGUUUGGUAUUUCUUCAUUCUUUGGUCCACUUUUUCUCUUGGGUAAUUGGAAUAUAUUGUUUGGCUGGACACCUAAUUUAGAUGACUUCAUAUUUCUGGUGAAA